AUGCCCAAUGCCAAUAUCAAUCCAGCCGAGGAGCAACACCAAUCCCAUCAGGAGCAUUUCUACGAUCGAAUCCAUCUGCCUCAAUUCCAUCGUCCAACCAAGGAAGAACUUCUCGCCGCUGCGACUGGGUUUUGGUCAAGAAUGAAGGUCCGCUUCAAGUGGCUGACAAUUAAGAGCACUCGCCCUUUCAAUAUGGACGAGAUUGUCGGCUUCAUUUCCUGGAUUGCUCUGGGUCACGUUAUCUGGAUUGUUAUCGGAACCACCACGUUUGUUUCACUUGCUAUUCUCGCCAUCAACACUGUGUUCGCACAAGAGACAUUAGCUGGCUGGAUCGGUAACUACUUGACCAAAUCGUCCGGGCUCCAAGUUGUUUUUGAAUCUGCUAUUGUCCCGAAAUGGGGUGAUGGAGUCAUUACGUUUAGAAACGUCUACGUGUCGAGGAGACCGGGGCAGCGGAAAUCGAAGGUGAAGAAGGGCUCACCAGAAGCUGCAGCACAGGCUGUCUCCGCCGAAGAACCAAUACCUCCCGAAGAGCAAAAUUACACCCAGUUCGACAUAACCAUUGGGGAGAUAAAUGUGACGCUUUCAUUCAACAAGUGGUGGAAUUCGAAAGGUCCAUUGCAAAAUGUCGAGGUUAAACAUGUCAGAGGUGUCGUUGAUCGAAAGCAUGUAUUCUGGACUGGUGAAGAACUCGACCCCAAGUCAUAUCGCCAUGAACACGAACCUGGAGAUUUCGAGAUUGAGUCUUUUAAGAUUGAAGAUUUACUUGUCACAGUUCUUCAACCGCAGGAUUUUAGACCAUUUCCUGUCAGUAUAUACCAUGCGGACCUACCACGCCUCCGGAAGCAGUGGCUCUUCUACGACUUUCUGUCGGCCAAUAGCAUGACAGGAGAAUUUGAUCGUUCUCUAUUUACCAUCCAUCCGCGUCAAACCCACUCAUAUACUGGUGCUCAACUCAAUGAUCCUGAGGACCCCUCCAAUGAGCCCUGGAAAAAGCAGUCCCGGAUUCGUGUCGACGCCCUGAAUAUUGACCAUCUCAACAGGGGUGCCGUUGGCCCUCUUUCCUGGAUCCACGAAGGCAACGUUGACAUCGUCGCCGACAUCAUGAUUCCCAGCGACAACGAAGACUCAGUAAUCAAAGUCAUGACAGAUUUCUAUGAACGACUAGAAGAGACUCUGACAUCUAAGAAACACCUGGAGCAACUCCGAGAAGAUAUGUCCAGUAUUACUCCUUACGCUGGCAGCGAUAUACCGGCACCACAGCCCUUAUUGCUGGCGGCAAAAGACGAAGAUAAAAGGUUUCUCGUGAUGGAUCUUCGAAUCCAUCUGAAUGAUGUCCGUGCAGUCGUUCCUCUUUUCACAAGCGACCUGAGCUACGUCAAUAACGCACUCAUUCGUCCCAUUGUCGCAUAUAUCAAUUCUCGGCGUACAUUUAUUCCAAUCAACUGCCGCGUUGUGAAGCGUCAAUCAGAUUUCGAUGGUAGCUGGACGCUCUUUGAUUCAGGUCUUCUAGACGACUUAUCAGCUGAGGUCUACGAUGCUUUUGCGAGAGAUGUCACAGAUGAGCAAGCGCGCAUGAGACGGUUCAAAAAGGUUGGCUUAUGGAGCCUGCAACUGGCGGCGCAGGCUAUCUUCCUGGUGAGUUCCAUGUUGCACCUUCCAGUUUGA
Molecule: messenger RNA, 1668 nt
Organism: Exophiala aquamarina CBS 119918
Lineage: Eukaryota; Fungi; Ascomycota; Eurotiomycetes; Chaetothyriales; Herpotrichiellaceae
Exons: 1
Coding region: 1-1668 (555 amino acids)
Biological process (GO): mitochondrion inheritance
Cellular component (GO): mitochondrial inner membrane
Source: RefSeq, a predicted model, not a curated record